Molecule: messenger RNA, 6300 nt
Organism: Cervus elaphus (red deer)
Lineage: Eukaryota; Metazoa; Chordata; Mammalia; Artiodactyla; Cervidae
Gene: ST7L
Product: suppression of tumorigenicity 7 like
Exons: 14
Coding region: 32-1546 (504 amino acids)
Molecular function (GO): protein binding
Source: RefSeq, a predicted model, not a curated record
CCCAACUCCCGGCGCCAGCGGGAGCGGCAAGAUGGCGGACAGUGACGGCUUAGGUGAAGCAGCGAUUGCUGCGGCGUCUCCUUCUGCCCCUGCUCCCGGCCUAAGCCCGCCGCUGGGCUGGAGGGAGCGGCUGCGGGCUGGCCUGGCGGGCAUUGGGGCCUCACUGUGGUUCGUGGCGGGGCUGGGGCUGCUUUACGCUCUAAGGGUCCCGCUCAGGCUGUGUGAGAAUUUGGCAGCGGUGACAGUAUUUUUAAAUUCAUUGACACCCAAAUUCUAUGUGGCACUUACAGGGACAUCUUCUUUGAUAUCAGGACUAAUAUUUAUAUUUGAAUGGUGGUACUUUCAUAAGCAUGGCACAUCUUUUAUUGAGCAAGUUUCUGUAAGCCAUUUGCGACCAUUGAUGGGAGGAACAGAAAGCAGCAUUUCAGAGCCAGGUUCUCCUUCCAACAACAGAGAAAGCGAAACCAGCAGGCAGAAUUUGUCAGAAUGUAAAGUGUGGAGAAAUCCUCUAAAUCUUUUCAGAGGAGCAGAAUAUAGGAGAUACACUUGGGUGACUGGUAAAGAGCCACUUACAUACUAUGAUAUGAAUUUGUCAGCUCAGGACCAUCAGACCUUUUUCACCUGUGACACAGACUUUUUACGUCCUUCAGACACAGUUAUGCAGAAGGCAUGGAGAGAAAGGAAUCCUCCAGCUCGAAUCAAAGCAGCCUAUCAAGCUUUAGAAUUAAACAACGACUGUGCCACUGCAUAUGUUCUACUGGCUGAGGAAGAAGCAACAACUAUUGUCGAUGCCGAAAGGUUAUUUAAGCAGGCACUCAAGGCAGGAGAAACAAUUUAUAGGCGGUCACAACAGUGCCAGCACCAAAGUCCUCAGCAUGAAGCUCAACUGAGGAGAGAUACCAAUGUACUGGUGUAUAUUAAAAGAAGACUGGCAAUGUGUGCAAGAAAAUUGGGAAGAAUAAGAGAGGCAGUAAAAAUAAUGAGAGAUUUAAUGAAAGAAUUUCCUCCUCUUACUAUGUUGAACAUCCAUGAAAAUCUCCUAGAAUCACUUUUAGAAUUACAAGCCUAUGCAGAUGUUCAAGCAGUUCUAGCAAAAUAUGAUGAUAUAAGCCUUCCAAAGUCAGCAGCCAUCUGUUACACAGCAGCACUAUUGAAGACGAGGACUGUUUCAGAUAAAUUCUCUCCAGAAACAGCCUCCAGAAGAGGGUUAAGCACAGCAGAAAUUAAUGCUGUGGAAGCAAUUCAUAGAGCUGUGGAAUUUAAUCCUCAUGUUCCAAAAUAUUUACUAGAGAUGAAAAGCCUCAUUUUACCUCCAGAACACAUUCUGAAGCGGGGUGACAGUGAAGCAGUUGCCUACGCGUUCUUUCACCUUCAGCACUGGAAGAGGAUAGAAGGCGCUCUUAACCUGCUGCAGUGCACGUGGGAAGGCACUUUUCGAAUGAUUCCAUACCCAUUAGAGAAAGGCCAUCUAUUUUAUCCUUAUCCCAGCUGCACAGAGACUGCUGAUAGAGAGCUAUUACCUCCAGUCAUCUUAAAGAAGAAAUAACACCAAUCCUUCACAAACUUUUCAGCAAAUGAAGAAGGAGCACUCUCCAGCUCAUUCUGUGAGACCAACAUUAUCCUGACAACAGUCAGACAAAACAUUACAAGAAAGCUAUAGAACAAUAUCUCUCAUGAACAUAGAUACAAAUGUCUUCAACAACAUGUUAGCAAACUGAAUCCACCAACAUGUAAAAAGGAUUAUGCUCCAUGACCAAUUGGGAUUUACCUCACAUAGCGAGGUUGCUUUAACAUCUGAAAGUGUAAAGGACAAUAGAUGGAGAAUAGCAUUUGACAAAAAUCCUAUACCCAUUCAUGAUAAAAAUUCUGAACAAACUGGGAAUAAAAGGGAACUUCCUGAACCUGAUAAAGAGCAUCUACAAAAAACCCACAGCUAACAUCAUACUUAAUGCUGAAAGAUUGAAUGCUUUCCCCCUAAGAUCAGGAACAAGACAAGAAUGUCUGCACUCUUCUCUUCAGCAUUGUACUAAAGGUUCUAGUUAAUGCCAUCAAGCAAGAAAAAGAAAUAAAAAGCAUUCAUGUUCAAAAGAAAGAAGAAAAACUGUUUUUAUUCACAGAUGACAUAAUCUUCAUGUCCUAAGAAUUCCAUAAAAAUAUUAUUAGAACUAAUAAACUAGUUCAGCAAGGUUGCAGGAUAUAAUAUUGAUAUAUAUAUAUAACUCAGUCAUAUUUAUAUACCAGCAAUGAAUAAUCCAAAAUGUAAACUAGAAAACAGACCCAAUGAGAAUAGCAUCAAAGAGAACAAACAAUUUAGUUCUAAAUUAAAAGAAGUAUGAGAUUUUUAAAAUCCACUAAAUACUGCGUAGAAGAAUUAAAGAAAGUCUAAAUAAAUAAAGAGAUAGUUCAUGUUUAUGGAUUGGAAGCCCCAAUAUUAUUUUUAUGACAAUUCUCUUCUAAUUGAUCUAUUAAUUCAAUACAAUUCUUGCAAAUUGAUAAGCUGAUCCCAAAAUGUACAUGGCAUGUUAAAGGACCCAGAAUAGUCAAAAUAAUCUUUAUAAAGUAGAGUGAAAUUGGAGGGACUGUACUUCCCAAUUAAAAAAAAAACAAAAAACAGUCCAAGAGUCAAGAGGAGAACCAGAAACACACAGGGUUAUGACGGCUGAAAGUGGUUUGUCUAGUUCCUGCUUUUAGGAAGCUAAACUUUUGAAAGAAUAGUCUGUGCUUUUUGUCUCAGCUGCCUUAUCAUCCACUCACUUUUUUUCUCUAUGAGCUGGUAAAUUUGUCUAAUUAUCCUUUUUAUGACUUAACUGAUACAUAAGGAUGCUGACAGUUAUAAACACUAGUUUCCUCUUAUAAAUCUGUACCACAGUUUUUACAGUUCUGGGUCCAUUAGAACUAAAGUCUAGGAAGGAAAGUUGCAGUUUUACAGCCAUCAGACUUAAGAACUGAAAAGUUCAAACAGAUAGAUAAAAACUUAGGAGAGCUUAUGGAAGUUGAGUAUGCUGAUAUUUUUCUCCCACAAUUUUUAUUUUUGAGUAUGUUGCAUAUGUGACAUGUCAACCAUACACAUAUAUCCAUGUGUGUUAUAUGUUUAAAUAUUUUAUUAUGUAAUCUAUUUAACAGAUACAUACAUUGCCUUUAUAUUUUAUAUCUCUACAUACAUGGGGUUAAGAUAUGUUUGUAAGUUAUAUAUAAUAUGUAUAUUAUUAAAUAUAUGUUUUAUAAGUAGUAAAUAUUGUAAGCCCUCUUUGGGUAUAAGAGAGCCACUUCAGGUUAGCUUAAAAAUAAAGAGAAUUUGUUGGAAGAAGGCUGAGUUAUCUCAAAGAACACAAAGGCAACAAUUAUAAUUGCACCUUGGAAGAGACCAGAACGAGAAGGCUAUCAGGAUUUCCAGGAGUCAGUUUUCUGUGUGUCUCUGUCUCUGACUGCCUUUUUCAGUCUCUCCUAUUCUCACUUUUCCUUUUCAUUCCCCACCUCCAUCUUUUCUUUGUAUGAGCUUUCAUUUCUGCUUUUCUUAGUGUAUCUGCGUUAUUUUUAUCUUUCUCUUUGCAGUUUGGCUCUCUCUUUCUUAGACACUCAUGUAGCCAGACUUGAUACCCCUGUGCAGCUCUGAAUUUACAUGUCAUCCUCAUCAUGAGGAUAAUAUAGAAUGAAGAGUAUCUCAGUCCUGCUUCUAAAACUUCUGGGAGAGUAAAUCAGAUUUACCCAGGUGUUCAUCCCUAAUCCAAUCUGCUGUGGCCUAGCGACAGGAUCAGGUCAUGUAAACAAAAUUACCAAAAUAUCUCUUUCCCUCUACACCACAAAACUGACUUAGGGGUCAUUAUUUUCUAGGAGUGAAUGAGAUCACUAAGGGAAACUGUAUAGAGUGUGAGAUGUAAAUCAAAGGUGAACCAUGAUGAAAAUUUCCAAGGAAUGGGUGGCCGAUAAGGAGUCAGAAGAUUCAGUGAAGGAAUGGUCUGAGACAGGACAAGAACCAGAACUAGGUAUCCUAGAAACUAAAAGGAGAAAAAAAAUUCCAAGUGAGGAGGAGUAUCCAAGGUAUUAAGUAAGGUAAUUACUGAGAAGAAUCCAUUGACUUUGGCAAUUAGAAGGUCAUUAGUGUUAGAAAUAUUUUCUUUCCUCAGGUGAUGAUAGUAGGUGUUGUUUUUCUAUUUUAAUGGGAACAAGGAUAUUUAAGGCAAAGGAAUGAAUCUUUAAUUGUGGAACAUCAAUAUGCAAGAGUGUAUUACAUUAGGCUAAUACAUUUAACCUAAAAUAAUGCCCCCCAAAUCAUUACAGAGGUUGCCUGAUAAUAUAAGGCAAGCUUUCAUAGUAAUGUGAAUAAAAUCAUCACAUUAUUUUGUAUUGUCAGAGCCAUAGCCUUUAAGAACAGAGACUUUGUGUUUUGGCAGGACUUUGUUAUUUCUAGGGGUCUACUCAUUUGCAAAUUCUAGGAGCUGUGAGAGGAGGGAUAUUCUGGGGGGUUUAGUUUGAUUAUAUUGUAUAUUCUUAGAGUAUUUUUUCUGUCUUUAUGAUAAAAUGAACAAAUUUUUAUUAAUGUGGAGCUUUAAUACCCAAGAGUACUUAAGGUUUUUUGCUUUCAAUUCUCCUUCAACCUUGAUAUGACUUAAGGCAUUCUGGAAUUUGCUUAUGAACCUCAUAAGUUCAGACUUGAACUAUUCCCUUAGUUCACAUAGCUGUUUAGUUGUCUUUUAUGCCUCCUGAUAAAUUUUUCUCUACAAGCCAGUGAUGAAAUUUGAACUUUACUUCUAAGGGAGUGUUUCUGUACUAGUCAUCCAUUAUUUUGAUGUAUUAGCCAAACAUUGACUGACAAAUGAAUCUACAGAAAGCAAUCCAAAAAGAAAAAAUUGGAUCUCUCCUACAGUAUAAAAAUUUCUUAUUUUAGAAAAUUAUCCUAUUAACGCUAUACAGUUUUCUACCUCAGAAAGUAGGAAUAAUACUAUCUCCUAGGAUUAUUGAAAAAAAUAAUGUAAAUAAAAGCACUUUGUAAACCACAAAAUGCUAUAGUUUAAUUAAUAUUAUUAAUUUUGCUGUCUUACACAAAAGCAACUAUAGUAACAUUGGCAUAUGUAAGUAUUUGUUCCCUAUCUUUGCAAAUACCAUGGUUUUUAUAUUUUGAUUUGCUAGAAGAAGUUGUCCUCUCAUGGCUGAGGGACAGAGCAAAGGGGACUGAUUUUUUUGGGGUGCUGAAAGCACAGUGUUGUUCACAGCUUCUAAUGUUUCUAACUUUAAAAAAUUUCAGAUUUGAUGUGCUUUUACUUUAAACAUGACACAAGGCUCUGGGAAUUUUCUGCAUUUUUAAUGAGUUUGCUUUUUGGUAUGUACUUUCUAAAGAUAGUAUAUAAUACAUUAAAAAUAUCCUGUCUAUUGAAGGAAACUUAGGUGUAAUCUUCUCUGUGAAUCAUUAUGUUUUAAAACAUUAAAUUUAUAGCUGAACUUGAUUCAGCACUGAAUUAGUCAUUCCUUACCUAUGCAGGAUAUUACAUCAGGAAUUCUUAGGUCUGUGUCCAACCCUGUGAGCAGCCAACUGAAGUCCCAGAAUAGCUCUCAGUUUAACAGACAUUUAUUGAGCACCUACUGAGUACCAAUCAUUGUAAUAAGCUACUGUCAUCAUUGUUAUUCAAGUAGUUUCACAUUUCAAAUAAGAAAAAUACUUGAAUACUAUUGGUAAUUAAAUAUCUAAUCACUAGAAAAAUAAUACCUGAGUAAAUGUGUAAAUGUAAAAAUAAGACAAUAGACUCCAUUUAUGUUCAGAAUCUAGGACUUUGAUGUUCUGGUUAGAUUUUUACAGUGCUCAAUGAAAUGCCACAUAUAGGACACUUAUUAAGAAGUGGGUAAAAUUACUAACUGUUCUAGGAAAUCUCCAACCACAUGUCUAUUUCUUGAUCUCUGUACUCAUGUCUGAGCUCCCCAAGAUCGAAAAAAACAACACCUUUAUAAAGUGCUUACAGUGUUCAUCAUAACAACUCCAUGGCAACUGCUAGAGGGUUUAGCAACUUAUUCAAGAUCACACAGCUAGUAAGUGACAAAGCUCUUUUUCAAAACCACCUCAGCAUGACUACAAUUACUGCUCUUUCCCACAGUGCCAUCCUUUUCCCAGUUCCCAACAGUCAUCUAACUGUGUAGAUGUGCUGUUGAUGCUAUAAAUAAUUGAUAACUUCUUUCUACCUUGCUUGGCCAGAGACUUCGUGUUCUUUUUUUUUUUUUUAAUUUUUCCUUUUUAGUUUUUAGAAAUGGAUUUCACUUGAAAAUAUUAAAACUGGCUUACACUAUACUCUGAAAUAAAAUCUAUUUCUAUCU